Messenger RNA from Solanum lycopersicum (tomato), 705 nucleotides. RefSeq lists its product as uncharacterized. The record is from RefSeq and is a predicted model, not a curated record. Lineage: Eukaryota; Viridiplantae; Streptophyta; Magnoliopsida; Solanales; Solanaceae.
AUGACUAUUCUUUAUCAUCCGGGUAAAGCAAAUGUGAUAGCAGACGCUUUGAGUCGGAAGGCGGUUAAACCGUGGGGUAAAGAUUUGCUGAGGGAGUCCUUGGACAAGGUCAAGUUGAUCCAAGAUAGACUUCUCAUGGAUCAGAGUAGGCAAAAGAGUUAUGCGGAUCGAAAGGUUGGUGAUUUAGAGUUUAUGGUUGGAGAGAGAGUUCUACUAAAGGUUUCUCCUAUGAAGGGUGUGAUGAGAUUUGAAAAGAAGGACAAUUUGAGCCCAAGGUAUAUUAGUACUUUUGAGAUUGUGGAGUGUAUUGGUGAGGUGGCAUAUCAGUUGACUUUGCCACUUGGGUUGUCGGGUGUUCAUCCCGUAUUUCAUAUUUUAAUGUUGAAAAAGUGUCAGUUGGGUGGUGCUCAUGUGAUCCAAUGGGAUUCAGUGUUUCUUGAUCAUAAUUUAACUUUUGAGGAGGAGUCGACAACCAUGUUGGAUAGGAAAAUUCGGAAGUUGAGGUCCAAGAAGAUUGCUUCUGUAACGGUCCAUUGGAAGAAUCGUCCAGUGGAGGAGGCUACAUGGGAGACCAAGUCAGACAUGAAGAGUAGAUAUCCUCAGCUUUUUAAGCGUUCAGCUUGCCAACUUGAAGAUACGGUUGCCGAGUUUGACAAUCUUCCAAAGCAACUCGGCGAUCUGGGUGGAAGUUUGGUGGUGCGCUGA